Molecule: messenger RNA, 1313 nt
Organism: Coniophora puteana RWD-64-598 SS2
Lineage: Eukaryota; Fungi; Basidiomycota; Agaricomycetes; Boletales; Coniophoraceae
Exons: 2
Coding region: 1-870 (289 amino acids)
Source: RefSeq, a predicted model, not a curated record
AUGACCAGCGAUUCCAGUGAAGCGAGCUCGGAAUGUGGCUCUGUCCCUUCUUCUUCCACUUCCCUCCAAUCCUCAGAGACACCCCCGCCAUCCCCAACAAAGCCCCGCCGUCCCCCUCCUGUUCCACGCCGCCUCGAUAGCAUUGGAGAUGACCCUUCUCUUCUCGUCGGCAAGGUUCUCACUCGCCUCAGUCGCUCCGCUAACCACCCUGUGCUCACCCUCGACUUUGCUGACGACACCUCCUUCCAAAUCCUUGUUGACGGUUACGAUCCCAUGCAUCCUGGCCUUCCCAAGUCCUUAGAGAUGGAUGCUGCCCUGCAAGCCCUUCUGGACACCGCCGGUACCUCUGGACAGGCACGGGUCAACUUUACGGUCAAAGCCUGUGCUUUGAUCACUCUCACCGACAAGGCAUUCCACUCUGACCGCUCCGCGACUGUCCGCCCUGCCGGCAAGUCCGAACAACGCUGGGACCAAAACCACACGGGUGUUGCGUUGCGUUUCGCUGAAGACGGAGGAGGUUGGCACUGCGUCUGGGCCACUCUCGCGGACUAUGAAGACCAGUCUGAUGUCUCAAACCGCACACAGAGCAAAGGUACGAAAGAGGAGAAGGCAUCGUCCAAACCCAAAGACAGCAAGGAUGAAGAGAGUUCUCCGUUCAAGGGCAGGGACAGGAAGAAUAGCCAAAAUCCAGCCCCAAAACCUCGGGACAGGAAGAUAUCUGAACCGUCACUCUCCCGCCCUGCGACGUGCGUCUUCCGGAGCUAUGAUGACGUCUACAUCCGUAAACUCAUCCGCACCCCUCACACCCCGCGCAAGCAACACAAGCCGAAGCAGCGUACUAUAGGAUCACUCGAAGAUAUCACAAAAUGAGCAAGCUAGUGUUGCGUCACCACCACCGGGCAAGAGCCUACACCUGAAGGACAGUCAAGACUUCAGCACAACUCACCUAUAAGCAUAGACAGUGUUUACCCAUUUACUCCAUUUACCAUUUUUGUGCUAGUAUCUGGCAUUCCACUCAUCGCAUCAUCAAAUCUCAUUAGCAUCUCUUUCAUCUCAUGUUCUAUCUUACGUAUCGUUAUCUUUCUUCUAUGAUCUUCUUGCUGUACUGUUAUCUGACUAGUGUGGUAGGACGUAUCUCGUUGACACCAAUGUGCUCGCUCUUAUACCGCUGGCAGCCUCGCGCGUAUACCAACUAUAUCGCUGUACGUUCCGUACUCGUAAUCUACUAACCAUCCUCCAGAUGGGUUUCAUGAUCUUGGAUAAAACUCCCUUCUGCCACGCCUGCUUUGCCUUGAAUUGAAACCAGUCUCCAG